CAAACUCCAUGGACGAUGACAAGAAGAUCCUCUACCUGGUUCGGCAUGCGCAAGGCCACCACAACGUCGGCUAUGCCGGGACGGUAUUCAGCCUUGCGCUGCGCAUGGUGGUGCCGCGAUGGCAGCUCCUGGAGCGAUGGAAUUGCUUCGGCAUUGAAGACGCGAGCUUGACACCCACGGGGUGGAAACAGGUAAAGGAGCUCCGGGAGCGAAACGUCCACGGUGGAGUCGACCUCGUCGUCGUUUCGCCCAUGACAAGGACUUUGCAAACCGCUGCUGGUGUGUUUGGCGGUGGCGAGCGCAAGCCUGGCGAGGAGCUCCCCCCGCUCAUGGCCGAUGGUGUUGGAGCAUGCCCCGGAGCUGCGGUUUCUAGCGUCGGCUGCCCGCCUUUCAUCGCCCUCGAGCUUUGCAGGGAGCACACGAGUGUUUAUCCCUGUGACAAGAGGAGCUCCAUCAGCAGGUGCAAGCAGCAGUUUCCGGCAGUGGAUUUCUCGCAGAUCAUGGACGAGGAGGACUCGCUAUGGAGCCCGACGCUGCCAGAGUCGAAAGCGUCGCUGGAUGCUAGACGGCGAGCGUUGCUCCAAUGGCUGGCUGCUCGCAAGGAGAAGAAGAUCGCAGUCGUCUCCCAUUCCUUCUUUCUGAGCAGGCUCGUUGGCGCUCAAGACGGAGAUGGCGAGCCAAAACUCGAGUGUCGGAAGCGUUCCAGCUUCUCCAACACGGAGCUGCGGACAGUGGUGCUCCACUACAAGCACUAGAAUCUAAUAUUUGUUCCAGUAUAGCAGGUAGGGAGAUGAAGAUGAUUUUCAUGCAUUUUUGUUUGGAUUAAACAAGCUUGACGUUAACAAAAUCACUAUGCUUUUCUCCA
Messenger RNA from Selaginella moellendorffii, 865 nucleotides. Its product is annotated as phosphoglycerate mutase-like protein 1. Gene Ontology annotation, molecular function: phosphatase activity. The transcript has 8 exons. The record is from RefSeq and is a predicted model, not a curated record. Gene Ontology annotation, cellular component: cytoplasm. Bases 9 to 755 code for a protein of 248 amino acids. Lineage: Eukaryota; Viridiplantae; Streptophyta; Lycopodiopsida; Selaginellales; Selaginellaceae.